This is a messenger RNA of Indicator indicator, 3369 nucleotides long. It is a transcript of the gene MYO1F, whose product is annotated as myosin IF. Lineage: Eukaryota; Metazoa; Chordata; Aves; Piciformes; Indicatoridae. The transcript has 28 exons. Gene Ontology annotation, molecular function: ATP binding; actin filament binding; microfilament motor activity. Gene Ontology annotation, biological process: vesicle transport along actin filament; actin filament organization. Gene Ontology annotation, cellular component: actin cytoskeleton; cytoplasm; microvillus. The record is from RefSeq and is a predicted model, not a curated record. Bases 1 to 3369 code for a protein of 1122 amino acids.
AUGGCACUUCUGUCCCCCACCGUGCUGGGGCUGCUGGGCAGUGCCAAGCACCCACGGGGCAGACAGGAGGCUGGCAGCAAGGAACGCUUCCACUGGCAGAGCCACAAUGUCAGGCAGAGUGGGGUGGAUGACAUGGUGCUGCUGUCCAGGAUCUGCGAGGAGGCCAUCGUGGAGAACCUCCAGAAGCGUUUCAUGGACGACUACAUCUUUACCUACAUUGGGCCAGUGCUGAUCUCCGUCAAUCCCUUCAAGCAGAUGCCCUACUUCACCGACCGCGAGGUUGAGCUCUACCAGGGAGCGGCUCAGUAUGAGAACCCCCCCCACAUCUACGCCCUGACAGACUCCAUGUACCGCAACAUGCUGAUCGACGGCGAGAACCAGUGUGCCAUCAUCAGCGGAGAAAGCGGAGCCGGGAAAACAGUGGCAGCCAAGUACAUCAUGGGCUACAUCUCCAAAGUGUCUGGGGGAGGAGAGAAGGUGCAGCAUGUGAAGGACAUCAUCCUGCAGUCCAACCCUCUGCUGGAAGCCUUUGGGAAUGCCAAAACCGUCCGGAACAACAACUCCAGCCGCUUCGGGAAGUACUUUGAGAUCCAGUUCAGCCGAGGUGGAGAGCCUGAUGGAGGAAAGAUCUCCAACUUCCUGCUGGAGAAGUCGCGGGUGGUGAGCCAGAAUGAGUGCGAGAGGAAUUUCCACAUCUACUACCAGCUCAUCGAAGGAGCAUCCCAAGAGCAGAGGCAGAACCUGGGCAUCAUGAACCCAGAUUACUAUUACUACCUGAACCAGUCGGACACCUACCAGGUGGAAGGCACCGAUGACCGCAGCGACUUCCACGAGACCAUGAAUGCCAUGCAGGUCAUUGGCAUCCGUGGAGAGGAGCAGCAGCUGGUGCUGCAGAUCGUGGCAGGGAUCCUGCACCUGGGGAACAUCAGCUUUCGGGAGGAGGGCAACUACGCACGGGUGGAGAACCCUGACUCCCUGGCCUUCCCUGCCUACCUGCUGGGGAUCGACCAGGAGCGCCUCAACCAGAAGGUGACCAGCAGGAAGAUGGACAGCAGGUGGGGUGGCCGCUCCGAGUCCAUCACUGUCACCCUCAACGUGGAGCAGGCAGCUUACACCAGGGAUGCCCUGGCCAAGGGGCUCUAUGCACGAGUCUUUGACUUCCUGGUGGAGUCCAUCAACAGGGCCAUGCAGAAGCCCUAUGAGGAGUACAGCAUCGGGGUGCUGGACAUCUAUGGCUUUGAAAUAUUUCAGAGAAAUGGCUUUGAGCAGUUCUGCAUCAACUUUGUGAACGAGAAGCUGCAGCAGAUCUUCAUAGAGCUGACCCUGAAGGCAGAGCAGGAGGAAUAUGUGCAGGAGGGGAUCAAGUGGACCCAGAUCCAGUACUUCAACAACAAGGUGGUGUGCGACCUGAUAGAGAACAAGCUGAACCCCCCUGGGAUCAUGAGUGUCCUGGAUGAUGUCUGUGCCACCAUGCAUGCCACCGGCGAGGGGGCAGACCAGACCCUGCUGCAGAAGCUGCAGGCAGCUGUGGGCACUCACGAGCACUUCAACAGCUGGAGCUCAGGCUUCAUCAUCCACCACUAUGCAGGCAAGGUCUCCUACGACGUGAGUGGCUUCUGUGAGCGCAACCGGGACGUGCUCUUCACCGACCUGAUUGAGCUCAUGCAGAGCAGUGAAUAUGGCUUCAUCCAGAUGCUUUUCCCAGAAAAGCUUGAGUCUGACAAGAAGGGAAGGCCGACCACCGCGGGCUCCAAAAUCAAGAAACAGGCCAACGACCUGGUGAACACACUCAUGAAGUGCACCCCACACUACAUCCGCUGCAUCAAACCCAACGAGACCAAGAAACCUCGGGACUGGGAGGAGAGCAGGGUGAAGCACCAAGUGGAGUACCUGGGCUUGAAGGAGAACAUCCGAGUGCGCCGCGCAGGCUUCGCCUACCGCCGCCUCUUCCACAAAUUCCUGCAGCGCUAUGCCAUCCUCACCCCCGAGACAUGGCCGUCCUGGCGCGGGGACGAGCGGCAAGGGGUGCAGCACUUGCUGCGCUCUGUCAACAUGGACCCAGACCAGUACCAGAUGGGGCGGAGCAAGGUGUUCGUGAAGAACCCCGAGUCGCUUUUUCUCCUGGAGGAGAUGAGGGAGAGGAAAUUCGAUGGCUUUGCCCGGGUGAUCCAGAAGGCCUGGCGCCGGCACGUGGCCGUCCAGAAGUAUGAGCAGAUGCGAGAGGAGGCAUCCAACAUCCUCUACAACUUCAAAGAGCGGAGGAGGAACAGCAUCAACAGGAACUUCGUGGGCGACUACCUGGGCAUGGAGGAGCGUCCGGAGCUGCGGCAGUUCCUGGCCAAGAGGGAGAGGAUUGACUUUGCCGACUGCAUCACCAAGUACGACCGAAGGUUCAAGCCCAUCAAGAGGGACUUCAUCCUCACCCCCAAGUGCUUCUACCUGAUCGGGAGGGAGAAGGUGAAGAAAGGUCCUGAGAAGGGGCAGGUCAAGGAGGUGCUCAAGAAGAAAGUGGAGCUGCAGGCGGUGAGCGGCAUCUCGCUGAGCACCAGGCAGGAUGAUUUCUUCAUCCUCCACGAGAAUGACUCCGACAGCUUCCUGGAGUCCAUCUUCAAGACGGAGCUGCUCAGCCUGCUCUGCAAACGCUACGAGGAGCUCACCCGCACCAAGCUCUGCCUCUCCUUCAAGGACACACUACAGUUUCGGGUGAAGAAGGAGGGCUGGGGCGGUGGUGGCACUCGCACUGUCACCUUCGUCAGGGGGCAGGGAGAUGUGGCCACCCUCAAGGCUGGAGGCAAAACCCUCACGGUCAGCAUCGGGGAUGGGCUCCCCAGGAAUGCCAAGCCCACGAGGAAGGGGGUAGCACAGAGCAGAGGUGGCGGCAGGCGUCCAGCACCAUCCCGAAGUGCCCCACCAGCCCCCAGAGGUGCCUGCAGGAAUGGAGCACCCCAGUUCCCACGUGGUGACCCCCGGGCUCCGAGGGACACCUAUCCAGUGCCCCAGAAGCAGGCCCGGGGGCCACCGGCCGCGGUGCUUCCCCCCUACAGCACCGGGCACCAGCCCAGGGCACGGCCACCCUCCGAGCACAACAUGGACUUCCUCAGCGUGCCCGACCAGGGGGUGGCUGGCAUGCAGCGCCGGCGGAGCCUGAGCCAGCGGCCGCCCCCUGCCCGGCGUCCCAAGCCCCAGCCCAAGGCCACCCUGCCACGCUGCCAGGCUCUCUACCAGUACAUUGGGCAGGACGUGGACGAGCUCAGCUUCAACGUGGGCGACGUCAUCGACAUCCUCCUGGAAGAUAUCUCAGGCUGGUGGAAAGGUCGACUGCAUGGCAAGGAGGGGCUUUUCCCUGGCAAUUACGUGCGGAAGAUCUGA